Molecule: messenger RNA, 1017 nt
Organism: Monodelphis domestica (gray short-tailed opossum)
Lineage: Eukaryota; Metazoa; Chordata; Mammalia; Didelphimorphia; Didelphidae
Source: RefSeq, a predicted model, not a curated record
AUGGCUGAGUCUCCUCCAGCUGAGCAGCUGGAAUCUGUUCUUAACACCACAGUGCAGCUGAGUGCAAAUUGGAGUUUAGAUCCUCUGAGUGAGGCUACUGGAAAAUCUGUCUUAGACUACUGGAUAAUAAUCCUCUCUCUGGUCAUUGCCGUGAUCGGGCUGGUGGGGAACAGCAUCGUCCUGUGGCUGCUGGGCUUCCGCACCCAGAGGAGCCCCUUCUCGGUCUACAUCCUCAACCUGGCCGCGGCCGACGCCCUCUUCCUUGGCAGCUACUUUGGGCUCCGCAUGUGGGUAAUUGUUGGAGAAUUAAACCUUCUCCUGGUGCUUUUAUGGCCCUGCCUCCUAGGCCUGCCGUACUGUGUGGGCCUGAGCCUGCUGGCGGCGAUCAGCACCGAGCGCUGCCUCUCUGUGCUCUUCCCCCUCUGGUACAGAUGUCACCGGCCCAAGCAGACCUCUGCGGCUGUGUGCACCAUCCUCUGGGCUCUGCCUGGCCUGUAUUGGGGAGUAUUUGUGGCUCUUCAUUUCCUUAACAAGAACCACUUCUACAAUUAUUUCUACCCCUUUCUGUGCUUCGUUGAGUUCGGCUGGUUCUUCCUCCUCACCUGUGUGCUGGGCGUGUCCAGCCUGACGCUGGUGCUGAGGGUCCAGUGCAGCUCCCAGCGCAGGCGCCCACCCAGGCUCUACCUCCUGGUGCUGCUCACAGUCCUCGUGUUCCUGCUCUGCGGCCUGCCCUGGGGGGUUAUUGAUGUAGUUUGGUUUUUUAGCGGCUCCUCUUUAAAACGUUAUAGGAUCUUCAGGCUCCUGGCCUGUGUGAACAGCAGUGCAAACCCUUUCAUUUACUUCUUCCUGGGCAGCCAAUGGCGUAAAAGAGGGAGGGAGCCGCUCAGGGUGAUCCUGCAGAGGGCCCUGGGGGAGGAGCAGGUGGGAGGGGAUGGGGGGAGGGACACUUCUAACCCCAACAUGUGGGUAAAUUAUCCUGAGGAUGAGAACAAGAUGCUCAGACAAGGGAGCCCAUGA